This is a messenger RNA of Xyrauchen texanus (razorback sucker), 1872 nucleotides long. It is a transcript of the gene tigara, whose product is annotated as TP53 induced glycolysis regulatory phosphatase a. Gene Ontology annotation, cellular component: cytosol. Gene Ontology annotation, biological process: negative regulation of programmed cell death; fructose 1,6-bisphosphate metabolic process; positive regulation of DNA repair. Gene Ontology annotation, molecular function: fructose-2,6-bisphosphate 2-phosphatase activity. Lineage: Eukaryota; Metazoa; Chordata; Actinopteri; Cypriniformes; Catostomidae. The record is from RefSeq and is a predicted model, not a curated record. The transcript is spliced from 6 exons. Bases 697 to 1536 code for a protein of 279 amino acids.
GAAAAACAAACUGCUUGCAUAUCUGUUCAAAAAUGUUAACUUCCAGAAGUAUCAUCUAAAUAAUUCAAACCAAGUUUGAAAAAUUGUCACGUGAGAUUUUGGAGGGUAGGCCUACCACGAGGUAAACAGGUUAAAAUAAGGAGUAAUGUCAAUAGGGCUAUUCUUCGUUGGAUUGCUGUAAAACUCUAACUUCAGUCAUGCUCUCAAUGACAAUAAUAGUAGAGGACGUGCUGUAUGCUAAGGUCAAUAAACGUACCAUGAAAGAAGGAUGUCCUCUCCCGUUCUUCUUAUUUGAGCACUUCAGUUGCGUUAACUCAAAAUAUACAUAUAAGUCAUCAAAACUGGCAUUUAGCAUGUAUUCCAACACCUGCGUUUCACAAUUGAGGAAUAAUUCAACAAGUUAAAACAAAUCAGUGAAGAUACAAUUGAAAAUAAAACCGUUAAGCUACAGACUCCGUCAGACGUUCCUCGGUUUGAAAGCCCGCCAUGAACCAUUGGCGCCAAUCAUUGUUCGCGCCUCUACGUCUCCGUGCGUAUAAACUUCCGGCUAAUCAAAUACGGAGAGAAGCGCUGUCACCCCAAAGUAGCAAAAAUUAGGCACUUGUUGGGAAGUGAAAGCGGCGUGACAACUUUGCUCAGUGGAUGAGCAGUUUAUAACCACAAGGCGCUGUUAAUUACACCUUUAUAACUGCAAUAAUGCUCGCUUUCGGUCUAACAAUUGUCCGUCAUUUGUGUGUGUGUUUUUUUUAUAUAUAUAUUUAUUGGCCAGUCUUACUGCUUCGGUUUACCAGUGGUGAAACGCAGUGCAACAAAGAUGGGAUUUUACAAGGUCAGAAGAUAGACUCUCCUCUCUCUGAUAUUGGGAUACGCCAGUCUGAGGCUGCUGGGCAGUACCUCGGGGAUGUGAAGUUCACAAAUGUGUUUGUCAGUGACAUGAAGCGUGCCAAGCAGACUGCAGAGAUCAUUGUGAGGAACAACAGAACCUGCCAUGACAUAGAAUUAGUAAUGGAUCCAUCACUUAAAGAGAGAGUCUUUUUUUUUCAGAGUUUUGGUAUAGCUGAAGGAGGUCAAGUUAAAGAAAUGAAAAAUAUGGCUAAAGCAGCCGGACAGUCUUUACCAGAGUAUACUCCUCCUGAGGGAGAGACCAUGGAUCAGGUGAAGGUACGAAUCAAGGAUUUUCUUAAGGCAAUGUUCCAGCGAAUAGCUAAUGACCAUCAAGAAAAAGUACAAGAUGGUGAGACACCUAUACCUAAAAUAGACGGGGCUGGUCUACCAAAUGACGGCGUUCUAAAUGUGCCUAUCCAUGCGCUGGUGGUUGGCCAUGGGGCUUAUAUGAGCAUAGCAAUGCAGUAUUUUUUUGAGGACCUAAAGUGCCCCUCGCCCCAUGGUUCAGACCCAGCUCAAAGGUUUUCCAUAUGCCCAAACACCGGAAUGUGCCAAUUUAUCAUUGUUUUUAAUUGUAGAGACGCAGGUCUUACUCUUUCAGAUAUUAAAUGUGUGUUCAUCAACAGAAGAGACCACAUCAUGUCUGAAUAAGAACAAAUAUCAAUGUAAAAUAAAUGAAACAUGGAUGGUAAGUUUCGCAGUAAAAUUGGUUUACAUGAAUUAUGCAAGGAUAAAGUGUUGUAUCCAAGCACUUUACCUUAAUUAAUUUCAAAAUAUAAAUUACACUGUUGAAAGGUGAUCUUCACAAAGGUCUGAGUUGACAAACUGUAUGUCUUAUGAAUCAUUUGAAUUUGAACUGUUUGUACAGUCCGGUGACUCAAAUCGCUGUAUUGUCUAGGUUUAAAAUAUCACAUGUUUACAAUUUAGACACAGACAAUGGAAAAUAUUUCAUAUUAAAGCUGUUCAACAUUCUGUGUGGGAGUUUUA